CCCAACACCACAGCAACCCCGGCUUCCCUUUUCCUGAUUAUUUCCGGAAACAUUCGUCGCCACAACAAGUGCCAAAGUUGGUUGAAAACUGUCCCACAUUUUCACGGAGACAGUACCGUCGAAGUUGGCCAACGUACAAGCUACGCGAAAGGCCACUUUUCCGCCGACGUCAAUCCUGACCCAUAUGAGGGGGCCGAUCUUUGAACCUUUCGCUCGGCCAGAGGACGGCGCAAAAGCGCAAACGCGAUCCGUAUAAACAUCGAAGCCCCGAAAUACGAGUAUACACUACGGGUUCGUUUGGUAUUUGAUCAUUUCCGCCGCUCUUUGCUUGUUCAGUCCCCACCCGAGAUACGGACGGUCGCCGGCGUGCAUUCGCUGGUAUUUUGUGUAUUGCGUUUUCGGUCGGUUGAUCUUUGGCAGCAGCAGCUUUCACGCAACGCGAUUCGUCGGUCGGUCGGUGGACCGAAAAUUUUUACUUUUGGCGCUUUUAUUUGCCUUGCAAUGUGUUCGGCCAACACGCCGAAACGCAGGCGAAGGCAACGUUUUUAACUCUCUUUUUUCGGAUUUUUUUAGUCGUAAAACAUCGUGUUCGGUAUUUUUGUUCCUUAUUAUAUACGCCGCAGUUUGCCGCUGCGCCGCCGCUACACGGACGGCGUGUCCUCUGUCCUGGCCGAGAGCUGCCAGUUGAGUUUGGUUUUUGAACGCAACGAGAACGUUUUCAUCCGCAACACUUGGGGCUUGCAGACUCCGCCAAGCACCAAUCAAUCACUGGCGCAGCACGAUCGACGUGGAACGCAAUCAUUGGCGCCGGCGCGAGCUUGUUUUGAUUCGCACGAGUGCGUGGGGGAUACCUGCUUUUUAAUUGCCCUCGCCGUUGUUGUUGGGUGGUGUGGUGGUGGUUAGUGGUGCCGGUUCCAACAUUAUCAUCGCGGUUCGCGGUGUCAUCAGUUCGGUCCCAGCAGCCCUACCUCGCGCAGGCAUGUACUGGUCCUACCGGCGGCGCGUUCUCAAAAGGUGAUUACGACAAGAGAUAAGAAAGAAUUUGCGAUUGGUUUGUCACUGCUUCCGGGAACAAUCGGAGUCGCCUUUUUAGUUUCACCGCCAGCUAUCGACAUCUCCAUGACAACGCAUUACCCGCGAUAGCUGGGCUCGCGAGUGCGCGUUUGUGUGCGUGUUCAGCGCGGUCCGCGGUUGCAACAAGUUUUCGCCCGGAGUGACAGAUGCUCGCGGUUCGCGCUGGUGAAUCAUACGGAUUUUAUUGUUGGCCCGCGGCGAGUGCACUCCGAGAAUAGCGGACGUUGCUGGCGAUCUGGCGGUACCGUGAAUCAGUGCUUUGUGUUGGACACGAAAGAAGGAAACCCAUCCGAGACGAGGACCUCUGCAGGAGUGGCGCGUGUGGCCGCGUGUAUUGAAGAGCUUAUUUUGCUGCUAGUAAGCCUGGCGAAAACGUGUCCAUCGUAGCUUCCUUCGGACGGCGAAGCCAGCGUGCUGCUCCCGUGGCGCUUAUCUCUCCUCACAACCGAGAAGCGCUGCGUGCUGCGUGUCGGCCGCUAAAUUGCUUACGCUACGCACUUUUUGGUUCCGUUAAAGGGUUGUGCGCUUGUGUGUUUUGCGUGUGUAGUUGUGUGUGCGAGUGGUUUUGUUCCCAUAUCGCCCACCGUACCGUGUGAAUCCUUAAUUUCCCUUUCGCAAGGGCAAGUCGUUCGGGGGGCUGCGAUCCUUGCCAAGACAAAGGGAUCCUCGUAGCCUACUGUAGACUCUCUACUGCUCUUGCGCUCGCUCUCUCCCUGUCUCUCUUUCUCAUCGCCUGUCGGGUGUGUUGCAAGCUCCAAAUCUCCAAAGACACAAAAACCAAAGCAAACAUGGUACGAUUCGAUCUCGACCGGCUCAUUACCGAUCUCUUCAAGACCACGGUCCUGCCCGGGAUGGCCGUGGUGCUCUGGUUGACCGAUCUGAUCGGGCUGCUCACAUGCAAGAUCGCGCUGCUAGUAUUCGUGGUCGUGUUCGUCGUGAUGCCGAUCAUCUUCAAGUUUUCGUACGCGAUGCAAAAAAGCAUACUGUUCCUUACUUUCAUAACGUACCCACCGAACCUGGAUCUGAAGCGGCCCGAAAAGAGUGGAUUGUACGCGACCAGGAACUUUUACAUCAACUACCGUGACCAGGAGGAAGAUAUCGAUGUCGAUAUCGCGGUCUGGCACGUGCUGCCGAACGAUCUGGUUCGUCGCUACGCCAAGGAGCUUCACGUUGACGAGGACACCAUCGUCAAUGGAACGGUGGUAAUUGCGCAAGAUGACAACAGCAGCAGCAGCAACAGCAUCCAACAGGGUGGAAGCAUCCCUUUGGCGACACCGGCCACAACUGACGACGAUCGGUAUCGUCCGAUCGAGCGCGUCCUACGCUCGGAAGGGUUCGAUCCGCACGACGAGCGCCACCAGAAGGCCCUGUUCGAGGAGAGCCUACGGGCGACGACGAACGAUGUGGUGCUGUACCUUCACGGUAACACGGCUUCCCGUGGGGCCACGCACCGUGUCGAGCUGUACAAAAUGUUGCGUGCCUACAACUAUCACGUCGUGGCGAUGGACUAUCGGGGCUACGCAGAUUCGGCCAACCUGUCACCGACGGAACGGGGCGUCGUGUACGAUGCGCUGGCCGUCUAUCAGUACAUCACGAGCAUCACGAAGAAUCCGGUCUAUCUGUGGGGCCACUCGCUGGGCACGGGUGUUUCGACCCACCUGCUGUCACUGCUAACCGAGAUGAGCCUCCCAGGACCGCGGGCGGUGGUUCUGGAGAGCCCGUUCAACAACAUCCGGGAGGAGAUCUGUGCCCAUCCGUUCUCGAAGUUGUAUCGUCACCUGCCGUGGUUUGAUUACACCGUCUCGGUCCCGAUGUACAACAAUAUGCUGCGCUUCGAGUCCGACCAGCACAUCGCGGAGUUCCGGCAGCCGGUGUUGAUCCUGCACGCCGAGGACGAUCUAGUAGUGCCAUUCGCCUUAGGCUAUAAGCUCUAUCGGAAAGCGCUCGAUACGCGCGGCAAAUCCUGGGGACCGAUCGAGUUUCAUCGUUUCGAAAAGUCCAGCCACUACGGUCACAAGCACAUCUGUCGGGCACCGAAUCUGCCCGAGAUUGUGGUGCGCUUUUUCCAUGCCUAUCGCGACGAGCAGUACUAAAUGCCAAAGGAAUUGAACGAAAGUAAAAUGUGACAAUAUGCACUCUCUAUUAUUGCCGUGCGGAUGAUGGAGAAGAAGGAUAUUCCCUUUCUUUAGCACUGAGUGCAGUACGAGGAAAACAACCAAUCAGUGCAGUAAGUAAUAUCGAUAGUAACGUAGAGUACUGUGAUGAGUGCGGAGAAGGCGCAUCGUGCUUACUGAAUCGCUGGAUCACGAUCUUCGUGAUCGCACGAUCGCGUGUUGCUGAAUUGUGUGUCCGCCUGUUGGUGUGCGUGUUUGUUUGUGUUGACCAAAUACCCACGGUGCACCCAAGGCAUCCGUCAGAGACGUCCGUAUGCCGGUAGAUCAGCCGGUCCGGUGGUGGCGGCCGGCACAGUGCAGGUAUUAGUGUGUAACAAUGUUUUAGAUGAACUAUUGCUAGGACUAUGUCAUUCAAUAAAUAGUAGACCU
Messenger RNA from Anopheles bellator, 3617 nucleotides. Its product is annotated as lysophosphatidylserine lipase ABHD12. Gene Ontology annotation, cellular component: endoplasmic reticulum membrane. The record is from RefSeq and is a predicted model, not a curated record. Gene Ontology annotation, biological process: monoacylglycerol catabolic process; phosphatidylserine catabolic process. Lineage: Eukaryota; Metazoa; Arthropoda; Insecta; Diptera; Culicidae. Gene Ontology annotation, molecular function: monoacylglycerol lipase activity; phosphatidylcholine lysophospholipase A1 activity. The coding region runs from base 1863 to 3167 and encodes 434 amino acids. The transcript is spliced from 6 exons.